UUUGAGUAUUUAGUCAUAGUGAUAUGCACUAUCGUUUCAAUGUUAGUCAUGGAAUAGAGGGGCCAGUGUUCCAGAUUCUAGGAUAUCGAUUUCUGAUUUGUUUCUUUUUCAAAAUUAUGAAGAUGAUGGCUUGGAGAAUCGCAAGUAUAUCUAUCUUACACCGUAUAUACUCUGCUAUACUUGAAAAACUUUCUUGGUAAUUGCUAGUGAGAAAAUGAGCAAAUGGAAGACUGGAUUUGUAAACCAUAACGAGGAGAUGUAAAAAGCUAUCUGAUAAGUAUCAGUGUUCUUUUUACAUCAUCAAACUAUCUAUAGUUGUGUUUUGGGGUGUGACUAGAACCUUUUCCUUUUCAUAUUUCUACAGGUUAGGUCAACCAUUUUUGAAGACUUUAGUCCUGAAACUGAUAAGAAGUUGCCUGGUAUAUUGCAGAGUCAAGAAGUCAAGUCUUUACUGAUGUGAAAGUGUCUUUAUUUCCUCAGUAAGUCUGAUUAUGUUUGGUUCCACCUAGUAUGUAUUUUUGACAAGUUUUACCAGUAAGAUGAAGACUUAAUAUAGAGAAAGUGUUUAGAAGUUAUGGCACUUCAUCUUAUAAGAUACAAGUCUGGUGAGCUAGAGAGUUGCAAUUCACAGAACUUUCAGAUAGCUUUGAUCUUUCUUGUAGUAGGAUACACAAUAUGUCUUUGGCUUCUUCGUCUAUUUGCGUUAUUCUAUCUCUUCUUCUGAUGUUAGUUCAGGCAAAGUGGAGAAAUGAUUCAACUUGUCCAAAGUCCUUUUCAUGUGGAAAGCUUACUGACCUGAGCUUUCCUUUCUCUCUAUCCACACAACCUGACUGCGGAAUAGUUCCCAUCUCUCAUUGUGAUGCUAAACCAUUUCCAAGAAUCCAACUGGUUCCUGGAGGAGAAUGGUACUAUGCUAUGGGAAAGGAGUAUACUUAUACUAUUGUACUUGUGGACCUGAGGCUUCAAACCACGUUGACGCAACACAAGUGCCAGGCUUUUAAUGAAAAUAUCUCCCUUUCAGGCUCUCCUUCUAUUUCUUACACUGCAGUUGACCUUCAGAACUUCUACAAAUGCAACAGGACUAGUAGUAACAACAAAGAUCAUUUUGAUGGUUAUCACUCGUACAAUGGCUGUGAUGGAUUCACCAUAUACUACAAGUUCGAUGGAGUUGAUGAUGAAGACAUUCUAGCAGGCAAUCAUACAGCCAACUGUUCACUUAUCAGAUUGCCAUAUUACCAAACAGAACCUGGUGAUGAUAAUUUGGUCAACUUCUUAAGUUCUGCAUUUCUAGUAGAAUGGAAAUUGUCUGAUGACUGUAACGAAUGUUACUAUGGUGGAGGUCGAUGCCAGACUGAUAAGAAGAACAGUUUUCUUUGUUACAAAGCUAACAGAAGCAAGUUGGGACUGAUUCUUGGAACAGUUUUUGGUGGAGUAUUGGUGAUGAUAACUUGUUUAGCUGUCUACUUAAUCUGGUGUUACAAGAGGAGGAAAUCUAAUCCACCUCACUUCCUCUCAACAAGAAAAUUGUCAUAUGUAUUUAAAAAUGAUGUUGAGGGAGGCAGUAUAUACUUUGGCAUCCCAGUGUUCUCUUAUUCGGAACUUGAAGACGCCACAAAUGAUUUCAAUUCCUCUCGAGUCCUUGGAGAUGGAGGUUUCGGAACUGUUUACUAUGGACAACUUAAGGAUGGACGAGAGGUUGCUGUGAAGCGCCUAUACGAGCACAACUCCAAACGAAUGCAGCAGUUUGUAAAUGAAAUUGAGAUCCUUACUAGGCUAAGGCACAACAAUCUUGUCACUCUCUAUGGCUGCACUUCAAGGCAUAGCCGUGAACUACUCCUUGUCUAUGAAUACAUUCCUAAUGGAACUCUUGCUGAUCACCUUCACGGUGAUAGAGCGAAGAACAGAUCACUCACCUGGCCAGUCCGCUUGAACAUUGCCAUAGAAACUGCUGGCGCAUUGGCUUACCUUCAUGCUUCUGACAUAAUACACUGUGAUGUCAAGACUAAUAACAUACUCCUUGAUCAGAAUUUCAGUGUCAAAGUUGCAGAUUUCGGGAUAUCACGUCUCUUCCCAAAUGAUGUCUCUUAUAUCUCAACUGCACCCCGGGGUACCCCUGGCUAUAUCGAUCCAAAGUAUCACGAAUGUUACCAGCUGACCAUAAAAAGUGAUGUUUAUAGCUUUGGGGUAGUCCUUGUUGAACUCAUUUCAUCAAUGCCAGCUGUGGAUAUGAAGAGGCAUAGUCAAGAGAUUAAUUUAGCUAACUUUGCUAUAAACAAGAUUGUGAAAUGUUCAUUCAACGAGUUGAUCGAUCCAUCCCUGGGGUUCGAUUCAGAUACCAAUAUUUGGAAAAUGACUAGUUCAGUAGCAGAGUUGGCUUUUCUAUGCUUACAGACAGAUAGGGACAUGAGGCCUACUAUGGUUGAAGUUUUGGAUACUCUAAAAGAGAUUCAGACUAGUGAAUUUGAUAAUGAGAAGAGAGCUAAGUUAUUGCUGAAUCAAGUUAAAUCACAACCUUCACCAAAUUGUGUGACUGAUAAAUGGAUUACUUGCUCUAGUACUACAGCUAACACAAAGUAGUAGCAAUGUUGUUGCUACUGUGACAAGUUUCUUGCUAUAUUGUUGCUCCGACUCUUCGAAAAUAUUCACACACAACUAUUGGAUACUCCAAAAGUACUGAAUUUUGAAGAAUCCAACAUAGGUGCGACAACAGUUUUGGAGAGUCCGAGCGUGAUAGGUUUCUUGAACUAUGUAUCUUAGUACAUCUACAGUUACUCUUUUAC
Molecule: messenger RNA, 2780 nt
Organism: Solanum pennellii
Lineage: Eukaryota; Viridiplantae; Streptophyta; Magnoliopsida; Solanales; Solanaceae
Product: LEAF RUST 10 DISEASE-RESISTANCE LOCUS RECEPTOR-LIKE PROTEIN KINASE-like 1.1
Exons: 4
Coding region: 676-2577 (633 amino acids)
Biological process (GO): protein phosphorylation
Molecular function (GO): protein kinase activity; ATP binding
Source: RefSeq, a predicted model, not a curated record